Molecule: messenger RNA, 3066 nt
Organism: Punica granatum (pomegranate)
Lineage: Eukaryota; Viridiplantae; Streptophyta; Magnoliopsida; Myrtales; Lythraceae
Source: RefSeq, a predicted model, not a curated record
GUAUUCCCUCUCCCCACAUUAACCGAUCACCUUCACUCUGUCUCCGUUUCCUUUCCUCUCCUCUCCUCUCCUCUCUCUCUCUCUCUCUCUCUGCCAAGAAAACCAUCUUGAGAGGGAAGGAAGAACGGGAGGGGGGCAGCAAAAAAAAAAAAAAAAAGAAGAGCAGCCCAGUUUCAUGGAAAUUUAAUUAAUCCCAGCCAAGAAAGUGGGAACCUUUGAUGAGAAAUCGGCCUUAACUGCUAGAUAGAUAGAUAGGAUCAGUGCAGAUGCUCUAACCCUGUAGUUGGUAUGUGCCACCAAAUCCUAUAAAGGAUCAGUAAUCAGUGUACCCCUUUUCUGGUUACAUGUGUUUGGUGGGCGAAAGGUGAGAUUUUUUUAUUUUAUGUUUUGGGGGUUGUGUCGGCUAUGUCAGGUGGUGGGUGUAGCAUAGUGUGGUUCAGGAGGGAUCUGAGGGUUGAAGACAACCCAGCACUUGCCGCCGGCGUCAGGGCAGGCUCGGUGGUGGCUGUGUUCAUCUGGGCACCGGAGGAGGAGGGUCCUUACUAUCCCGGGAGGGUAUCCCGGUGGUGGCUCAAGCAGAGCUUGUCUCACCUUGAUUCUUCCCUUAGGAGCCUCGGGACUGCUCUUGUUGCUAAAAGGUCCACUGACAGUGUUUCCUCCCUGCUUGAGCUUGUGAAGGCCACUGGGGCCACUCAGCUCUUCUUCAAUCACCUCUAUGUUGUUGGCUGUGGUGGUGGUGAGAGAUCAAAUUGAAUGUUUCAACUUUCAAGUAAACUGGGAUUCACCGAGGAUUGAGUGUUGGAGAGAUCCCUUGUCCCUUAUUAGAGACCACCGGGCAAAGGAGGUUUUGACAGCCCAAGGCGUGACAGUUCGAUCUUUCAAUGCGGAUUUGCUGUAUGAACCGUGGGAAGUCAGUGAUGAGCAAGGCCGCCCAUUUACAACUUUUGCUGAUUUCUGGGAAAGAUGCCUCAGCAUGCCUUUUGAUCCGGAGGCUCCACUUCUCCCUCCUAAGAGGAUCAUUUCAGGUGAUAUAUCAAGGUGUCCUUCAGACACACUGGUCUUUGAAGACGAAUCAGAGAAAGGAAGCAAUGCAUUGCUUGCCCGUGCAUGGUCCCCAGGCUGGAGCAAUGCUGAUAAGGCCCUCACUACGUUCAUUAACGGGCCACUGAUCGAAUACUCUGAGAACCGACGAAAAGCUGAUAGUGCCACGACCUCGUUCCUCUCUCCUCAUCUCCACUUUGGAGAGGUCAGCGUGAGGAAAUUAUUUCACUUAGUUCGUAUCAAGCAGGUGUUGUGGGCCAAUGAGGGCAACAAGGCCGGUGAGGAGAGUGUGAACCUCUUCCUCAAGUCCAUCGGGCUGAGGGAAUAUUCUCGCUACAUGAGUUUCAACCACCCUUACAGCCUUGAGCGGCCUCUUCUGGGCCAUCUGAAGUUUUUCCCCUGGGUCGUGGACGAGAAUUACUUCAAAGCAUGGAGGCAGGGUAGAACGGGCUACCCACUAGUGGAUGCCGGGAUGCGGGAGCUCUGGGCCACAGGGUGGCUCCAUGAUCGUAUUAGGGUGGUGGUCUCAAGCUUCUUUGUGAAGGUUCUUCAGCUCCCAUGGAGGUGGGGGAUGAAGUAUUUCUGGGACACCCUUUUGGAUGCAGAUCUGGAGAGCGAUGCCCUUGGGUGGCAGUAUAUCUCCGGGACCCUCCCUGAUGGCCGUGAAUUUGAUCGCAUAGAUAAUCCUCAGUUCGAGGGCUAUAAAUUUGACCCAAAUGGAGAAUACGUCCGUCGAUGGCUUCCUGAACUUGCACGCCUCCCAACCGAGUGGAUCCAUCACCCUUGGAAUGCACCCGAGUCUGUACUUCAAGCUGCAGGGAUCGAACUUGGGUCAAAUUACCCUCUUCCAAUCGUUGGAAUAGAUGCAGCAAAAGCCCAUCUUCAAGAAGCGCUUUCAAUCAUGUGGCAGCAUGAGGCAGCCUCAAGAGCCGCAAUCGAGAAUGGGACUGAGGAAGGGCUGGGAGACUCCUCGGAGUUUGCCCCCAUUGCAUUCCCUCAGGAUGUGCAGAUGGAGGAGGAGAUUGCGCCUGCACCCAGCCCCGAGCCCGCAAGGAACCAUAACCACCUGCCUGGUUCAACCCGCCGGUAUGAGGAUCAGAUGGUACCAAGCAUAACAUCCCUGGUGAGGGCCGAGGAUGAAGAGACAUCCUCAGAUGUUCGGAACUCUGUCGGUGACAGCAGAGGGGAAGUGCCUGCCACGAACAUGAAUGUGAACAUGGACCAUGACCCACCCAGGACGGAUGUCAUGGAGGCAAACAACCCAGGGGCAUUCCAGGCAGUCCGAACAAAUGCCAACAAUCCUCGUCCACAUAAUAACUUCACAAUGGGGAUACAUAGUGCAGCGGAGGAUUCUACUGCAGAAUCAUCAAGCACUACGAGCCGGAGGGAGAGGGAUGGAGGUGUCGUCCCAGUUUGGUCGCCAUCAGCUUCUGCUUACUCGGAUCAGUUUGUGGGAGAUGAGAACGGGAUUGGGGCAUCCUCCUCUUAUUUGCCCAGGCAUCCUCAGUCUCAUCAGAUUGUGAACUGGAGACGGCUAUCUCAGACUGGGUGACCUUACCGAUAGGUCUGAAACGAACAAUCGGGUAGGAGAUAGAUGCAGGAGGCAAAUGCAGAAUGAGGGCAAGGACACGGUCUAACCACCGAAUCUCAGGGUACAUAUUAGCGAUGACAGAGGCGCCGGACUACUCUCGAGUCUGACCUCAUCGACAGUUUUUAACUCCACAGUGCCUCUGAUGCCCUCGAAGCUGUUUCGGGCAGCCGUACUAGUGUCUAAUAUAAAUUAUUUUUGGAUCUUCUAUCCUCUUACCCCUCUUCUUAAGCUCUUGGUUGUAUCAUAUUCUAUGGAGCUGUCCUGUAUAGUGUUGUGCUGUUCUCGUUAGGCGACGAGAGGAGAAGGGUCGUGAUAGGUAACAUUUGUGGUUUUACUAAUAAACCCGAGUCUGCUAUCCUCGUGAUGGUAAUGGUUAUUGGUUCGGCACAUAUUAAUCGCAUCGAAAAUUUAAUUAAACCAUCCACAGGACGAUA